UCUAUGGUUUUCAAUUUCAUUCAAGAAAGCUGGCGGGUGUGCAAAUGUGUUGAAAUAAAAGUGGCAAUUAAUCCUAAAACAAGUAAAAGUGUUAAAAUACGUAAAAUCAGUUAAUGCAAUAGUCAAGGGCUGAGGGCGCGGCGAGUGGCUAGACGGCAUCAUGGACGACGACCAACAGUUCUGCCUGAGGUGGAACAACCAUCAGUCGACGCUGGUGUCUGUUUUCGACACUCUUCUCGAGAAGGGUAUGCACGUGGACUGCACCCUGGCUGCCGAGGGUCAAACGCUGAAGGCGCACAAAGUGGUGCUGUCGGCAUGCAGUCCCUAUUUCGAGAGUGUAUUAUCACAGCAGUAUGAUAAGCAUCCAAUAAUUAUCCUCAAGGAUGUAAAAUAUGCUGAGUUGAGGGCAAUGAUGGAUUACAUGUACCGCGGUGAGGUCAACAUAUCUCAAGACCAGUUGGCCGCACUGCUCAAAGCCGCAGAGUCCCUACAGAUCAAGGGGCUGUCUGACAACAAACCCUCAAGGCCACCGUCGCGCCCUGCGCAGGCUGUUGCUGCACACCCGCCUCGUGCCCCCUCACCACCACCACAGGCCCGAGACGGUAGCAUAGACAGCAGCCGUGAAGGGUCAGUAAGUCCAACACGACGUCGGAAGAAAGCGCGCCGCAUGUCGAACGAGUUGCCGGCCGCGCCGCUGCCGCCGCCCAAUGACAAUGCGCAGGGCAACGGCGACGACGCCGCCACCUGCAAAGAGGAGCUGCAGCGAGACGGCGUGGAAGACCUGACACUUGAUGACGAACCCGACGAACAGCCCGCCGUUGCACACAACGACGUAGUACGCAAUUUCCAAUGGCACAUGGAACGAUCUCAAGAUGACAUAAUGAACUCGAGCGACGGCGCGCGAGAGUCGCAAGGCGGCGGCGCGGCGCCCGAGGACGUGUCGUUCAGCAGGAUCGGCGGCCUGUCCUGGGACCAGUGGUCGGCGCGGCUGGCGCUGCCCUUCGCCGGCCUGCGCUCGCCCGUGCCGCUGCCGCAGCCGGGCGAGCCCAGCUUCACGUGCCCCGACUGCGGCCGCGUGUACAAGCUCAAGUCGUCGCUGCGCAACCACCAGAAGUGGGAGUGCGGCAAGGAGCCGCAGUUCCAGUGCCCCUACUGCGUGUACCGCGCCAAGCAGAAGAUGCACAUCGCGCGCCACAUGGAGCGCAUGCACCGCGAGGUGCACAUGAAGCCCGAGCAGUACAUCAAGCAGGACAACGUCGACGCCUGCACAUAGCGAGCGAACGCCUUAGUCACUUAAUAAAUACUCCAUAUUUAAUAAGAACGUUGAACGAUGAUAUAUUAGGUUUUACAUAUCAUUUGUCUAUUAAAGUUGACUAGAUACCAUUUUUGAUAUAUCUAUUUUGGCGUUAUCGGAUCGUUAGUAUUUGUUAAAUUUGAAAAUAUUCAACACAUAUAGAUAGAGAAGUUCUAACAAAUUCCCAAGUUAUCCCUAUUGUGAUAAAUGUGAUGAAAUCUCUUUUGUGAUAGUGGCGUCAGACAGUCACGUUAGAUAUAAUCGCCAUUCGUGAGGUCACAAACAGUGCCUUAAGUCGUUACCUAAUCGAGUAAUUAACGUAACAAUCGAAGUUAUGAUGACGAAAUAUAGAUACCUUAAUAAACUUGAACAAAUUGACGAAUUACUAAUAGUAUUCACGCUGUUACACGAUUGUAGCAGUGUUUGCAACUAUUGCAUUUAUCCAGUAAUGUUAAGUCGAAAAGUGAUUUUGUAUAGUUACGGUUUUACUCUCUUUUAUAUUUUUUUAUGUACAGCAUUUAAUAUUGUAAACUAUCAUUCCUGGUUUCGUGUACGUAGAUAUGAGGCGGUAGUUUGAGUAAAUACAAGUGGUUUUGGAUUAAUUUUGUUACCAAUCGCAGUUACUAUCUUCUAAAUCAGAAUUUAUAGAUAAUUAUGAGUCAGUUAUGUUACAGCAUCGAGUAAAAAUAUAUGACUGGAACUUAGAAAAGCCAAAUUGUAUUCAAUUUGUGCGGCACGGCUUGUCGAGUUGUGAUGAUUGGGAUUGAUAAUGUUGUAUUCGGGUGUACUUGACGAACACACGAUCGUUUAUAAGUUCUAUGCCUAUUGUAUAUCAUAGAUUUAAUGAAAAUGAAGCUAUUUUCGCUUAGUUAGCAAGCACUAGUUCUUUGCCAUAAAUGCAUGUUCCAUUAUUAUUGUAAUACUCAUAAGUUAAUUUUUUUAUUUCAAUUUAUUUUUAGAUCUCUUUACAUCUAAUGCAUUUAUAUUAUUUUUAAUUUAAGCUUGAUAUGUUUCUGUCGUAAAAUGUGUGAAGAUUGGUUACUCUUUAGUUCCUCGAAAUGAAUAUCUGUUAGUUCUGUAUUGGAUGUUAUAUUUGGGGCCAAUUUAUUAUUGAAAUAUAAGGCCAGGAGAGAGCCUUAAUUGAUUGUUGAUUUUUUUGAAAUUAGACACUGCCAUUACAGCGUUGUUACAAUGAGUGAAGCACAAUCAUGUUGGUAUGUCAGGGAAGUCCCGUUAAUCUUCCACAUAGAUAUAAGUAUUUUAUACAUUACCAUUUAGAAAUUAUUUUAAGUAUAGGCAGUGGUAGCAUGUAUGUAAACUCAUGCCGUCGUAGCUCUAGCCAACCGUUUACAGACAUACUGACGCGAGACAUACCGAGUUACAAUCGAGUGAAUUUACCAACAAACUACCACAUUAGAUUAUUAUCCGCUGGAGUUACCAUCAUACAAUCAAAAUGUAGAUUCACAAAGUACAACCAUAUAAAUCUUGUCAGUAUAAAACUAAGUGCCUUCAAAAGUUAGUCAUUAGGGGUUAAAAUGUUUCAGAUUUAAUUACCGUUCGGUUCAAUCAAGAAUGACUCGUAACUUAUUGCAAAAUUUCUAGGUUGUGAUAAAAUAACCGUAAUACGACGUCAACCAUUUUAUACAAAAAGGUUAAAUGAUAGUGCUUAUUGACUAUAGUAGUUAUACAAAGUUAUACUCUUGACAAAACAUAUACAACUUAUUUUUAUACACAAUAAUACACAAAUAGCUGUGAUAAAGGAAAAAUGCUGUUAGUAGAUGAAAGGCAGGGCAGGAAUUCAGGAGUCUACUAAGACAUGCUCUGUGUAUCAGUAUCAUGACCCAAGUGAUGUUACGAACAAACCUAGUUACUCUUAUACUUAUAAGAAAUUACUACCUAGAAUAUUUUUGUAGUUAUUGUAGAUACAAUUUACUGUCAAUAAGAAGUUACAGUGAUUAAAAUGCAUUUGAUUGUAUUUUUUAUAACCUUUUUUGUAUUUUAAAUAAAGUUGCUAUUCUUGGUA
This is a messenger RNA of Helicoverpa zea (corn earworm), 3317 nucleotides long. RefSeq names its product longitudinals lacking protein, isoforms A/B/D/L-like. Gene Ontology annotation, molecular function: protein binding. Lineage: Eukaryota; Metazoa; Arthropoda; Insecta; Lepidoptera; Noctuidae. The coding region runs from base 161 to 1273 and encodes 370 amino acids. Gene Ontology annotation, biological process: regulation of transcription by RNA polymerase II. Gene Ontology annotation, cellular component: nucleus. The record is from RefSeq and is a predicted model, not a curated record. The transcript has 6 exons.